Rangifer tarandus platyrhynchus (Svalbard reindeer) is the source of this 324-nucleotide messenger RNA. The record is from the annotation of a GenBank genome assembly. NCBI's taxonomy places the organism in Eukaryota, Metazoa, Chordata, Mammalia, Artiodactyla, Cervidae.
AUGGUAGUCACUAAUCGCAUAUUAAAUAGAAAAUUCAGUUCCCUUAGUCACACUGCUGCUGCUGCUAAGUCGCUUCAGUUGUGUCUGACUCCGGGCGACCCCAUAGACGGCAGCCCACCAGGCUCCUCUGUCCCUGGGAUUCUCCAGGCAAGAACACUAGAGUGGGUUGCCAUUUCCUUCUCCAAUGCAUGCAUGCUAAGUCACUUCAGUCGUGUCCGACUCUGUGCGACCCUAUGGACAGCAGCCCACCAGGCUCCUCUGUCCACAGGAUUCUCCAGGCAAGAAUACUGGAGUGGGUUCUUAGUCACACUAGCCAUGUUUUAA